Telopea speciosissima is the source of this 1440-nucleotide messenger RNA. Its product is annotated as malate dehydrogenase, glyoxysomal-like. Lineage: Eukaryota; Viridiplantae; Streptophyta; Magnoliopsida; Proteales; Proteaceae. Gene Ontology annotation, biological process: tricarboxylic acid cycle; malate metabolic process. Gene Ontology annotation, molecular function: L-malate dehydrogenase (NAD+) activity. The record is from RefSeq and is a predicted model, not a curated record. The coding region runs from base 226 to 1299 and encodes 357 amino acids. Gene Ontology annotation, cellular component: cytoplasm; chloroplast. The transcript is spliced from 9 exons.
GAAAACCUUGAAGGGCACAAAAAUUGUGAGAGCCACAGCCCACAAGCACAAGGAUAAGGAUAAUAAACAAGUUUCAGUUUCCACACAUCUUCAGAUCAUCACGUCACCGUCACUUCUUGCUUCUAUUUGUGCUUCUCCUAUAAAAUUAAACAAAGGGAAGCAAUUUUCGUCGGUGCCUCUGGAAACUCUCUGUCUACUGAGUUGUUGGUUCUUCGCCAGUCCACGAUGAUGCAGCCUAGUGCAGAAGCUAACCAACGUAUUGCAAGGAUCUCUGCUCAUCUCCGCCCCUCGAAUCUUCAGAUGGAGGCGAGUUCCAUUUUGAGGCGUGCGAAUUGCCGAGCAAAAGGUGGUGCACCCGGAUUCAAAGUCGCAAUUUUGGGUGCUGCCGGAGGUAUCGGACAGCCUCUUGCAUUGCUGAUGAAGAUGAAUCCACUGGUUUCAGUUCUUCAUCUCUACGAUGUUGUCAAUUCUCCCGGUGUCACGGCAGAUAUCAGUCACAUGGACUCUGGUGCUGUGGUACGUGGUUUUCUGGGGCAGCCGCAACUGGAGAGUGCUCUUACUGGGAUGGACCUUGUAAUAAUUCCGGCCGGUAUUCCCAGGAAGCCUGGGAUGACUCGAGAUGACCUUUUCAAGAUCAAUGCUGGCAUUGUUAAGACCCUCUGUGAAGGGAUAUCCAAGUGCUGCCCUCAGGCCAUUGUCAACUUGAUCAGUAAUCCUGUCAACUCUACCGUUCCGAUUGCAGCAGAGGUGUUUAAGAGAGCUGGUACCUAUGAUCCAAAGCGACUUCUGGGAGUCACAAUGCUUGAUGUUGUGAGAGCCAAUACUUUUGUGGCAGAAGUUUUGGGAAUUGAUCCCAGGGAUGUUGAUGUUCCAGUCGUUGGGGGCCAUGCUGGAGUUACAAUUUUACCCCUUCUGUCACAGGUUAAGCCUCCAUGCUCCUUCACCCAAGAGGAAAUUAGCUAUUUAACAGACCGGAUUCAGAAUGGUGGGACAGAAGUUGUUGAGGCAAAAGCUGGGGCUGGCUCUGCAACAUUGUCAAUGGCAUAUGCUGCUGCUAAGUUUGCAGACGCAUGCCUACAUGGCUUGAGAGGAGACGCAAACAUUGUGGAAUGCUCUUUUGUAGCUUCUCAGGUGACGGAACUCCCUUUCUUUGCAUCCAAGGUACGACUUGGUCGUACCGGAGCUGAGGAGAUCUUACCUCUCGGGCCCCUAAAUGAAUACGAGAGGGUUGGUUUACAGAAGGCGAAGAAAGAGUUGGUAGAAAGCAUUGAAAAGGGGAUUUCUUUUGUUAGGAAAUAGAUCAAUUGCCAAAUAAUAUCAUUGUCUCGGAGAUGCUCUCACCUCUGAUAGGAUAGAUAUGCAAGUCCUGUAAGUUUUUCAAUUGCCUUUUGUAAACUACAGUUCCUUAUAAAUACGAUGUCUCCUGUUCUCAAAUCAAAA